ACCCAUGACAAAUAUGACAAAGACAGACAAAAAUGGGAAAUUGGUACCUACGUUUUUUUAUAUUAUAAUCUAGUAUGAUUACUACGAUUGCCGAUUGGUAUUAACAAUAAUAACAAUCCAAAAUACCACAAACAUCCUUGUCAUUAAAUCAAUUCGCUACAGUAUCGCACUACUGCACUAAUGCAAUACCGUAGCUGUUGCUGAACGAAGGACAUCCGGAGAUCUCGCCUCAACAAUAGUGCUGAGAACCAAGUACGGAGUUUUUUAAAGUUGGAAAUUUCGUCUGGACGAGUGCAUGAAGUUGAUAAAUUUGUUUGUUAUGCAAUGUCUGUGUCUCUUUGUGUGCUAAGAUUCGAACUGACACAAAACGAUACUCGACCUGUCGAAGCCCAGCAGCAGCAAACAUUAACCAAUUGGGAUAAACGUAAAAUCAUGUCUUGUCGUGGACAACGUAAAUCCAGAGAACUAACGGUUGAGACAUAUGGCCGUGUUGACGGUACAGCACCUGUUGAACCAUUAAUUGAAGAAAAUUCUAAAAAAAUAGAAUUUCUUAAAAAGCCAGAAGUCAAAGUUACAAAUUCUAAAGGAUCAAAGAAAAAAAAGAAAAAUAAACAAAAUAAUGGUGAAAACCCAUCAAAUGCUGCAGAACAGAUAAAUUUUAUUUCAGGAAAUCCAUUUGUUGAAGUUACCAAAGGUGUCCUACAUGUUUAUAAAGAAAACAAAUUAACACCAGUUGACAAUGCAAGUAAUCGUAGUCAAAUGAUAUGUAUUUUGUCUAUUCCUUCAAACAUGAAUUGCCAUGAUUUGCUUACUUUCAUAGCUGCCUGCCAAGAGAACAUUCAUCACAUACGUAUAAUCCGUGAUGCUGCAUCUCUUAACCAAUACAUGACCCUUAUUUCAUUCAGAACACAAGAAGCGACAAUGGAUUUCUUUCAUUCGUUCAAUGGCAUGCCUUUCAAUUCGUUGGAACCAGAUUGCUGUUGUAAUUUGGUUUUCGUAUCAAAAGUUGAAGUGAUAAAAGAAGAUGAACCGGGUUGUAGUGCUCCCCCAUCUCAGCAUACUGAACUUCCUGUGUGUGCUGUUUGUUUAGAGCGUAUGGAUGAAUCAGUGGAUGGUAUUUUAACAAUUCUUUGUAAUCAUUCUUUCCACGGAAAUUGCUUGACUAAAUGGGGAGAUACCAGUUGUCCAGUAUGUCGAUAUGUUCAAACACCCGAAACAAUUCCAGACAACCAAUGUCAGGAAUGUCAUUCUUCGGAGUCAUUGUGGAUAUGUUUGAUCUGUGGUUAUGUUGGAUGUGGUCGUUAUGUACAAGGGCACGCUUAUAAUCAUUAUUUAGAAACAUCGCAUUGUUAUUCUAUGAAUUUGGGAAAUAAUCGUGUGUGGGAUUAUGUUGGUGAUAAUUUUGUUCAUCGUUUGGUCCAAAAUAAAGGAGAUGGAAAAUUAGUUGAAGGAAGAUCCCCUGGAAAACUUGAUGAUACAGAUCAAAAAAUUGAAUCUGUUCAGCUUGAAUUUACAUACCUUUUGACUACUCAAUUAGAAUCGCAAAGGAAGUAUUUUGAAAAUCAAAUGAAACUAUUUGAAGAAAAUACAUUUGUUGAAAUAAAUAAUAUUAAAGCUAAGGCAAAAGCUGCACUAGAAGAAAAUGAUAAAUUACAGAAAUUUAUCAGCAGUUCUUCUAAAGAUGGUAAUAUGCUAGAACAGAAAAUUGAAGAAAAUAAAAAGCUCUUAGAACGUGUAAACACAAUUACAAAAGAAAAAAAUCUCUUAGAGAAAAAGGUUCAUAAUUUAACAGUCAAACUAGACCAGACAAAAACUAAGUUAGAUGAAGAAUGUCAAAUUAACUCAGCAUUACAGAAAAAUCAAAAUGAAUGGCAUUUGAAAUUUUCAAAUUUGGAAAAAGAUUUUAGCAAUUACAAAACUACUAAAGACCAAGAAAUUGGUGAAUUAAAAGAGCAAGUCCGUGAUCUCAUGUUUUUCUUAGAAGCUCAAAAUACAAUCGACAAAAGUGUAGAUCGAGAAGAUAUUGUAAAUGGUUCUGUGAUAGUAGAACAGCAAAAUUCAUCAAGUCAAAACAAGACUCCAAAAAACAAAAAACACAGAUAAAAAAAAUAUCAACUUUUAUAUUUCAUUUACCUAUAAUAUAUAACAUUGUGUAAUAGUGUAAUCAUUUUUUUUUUGUUUGUUUGAAGGAAAUACUAAAUUCUGUUAUUUAAGUGGAAUAAUUUAUUGAUGACUAUUGAAAUUGUAAUUUGUACAGAUAAAAUAUUAUGAUAUUCUUUGUUUUUAUUUUUGAAUACAGCAGUUUAAAUAAAAAAAAAAUAAUAUGAGCA
Aphis gossypii (cotton aphid) is the source of this 2330-nucleotide messenger RNA. RefSeq names its product BRCA1-associated protein. The transcript is spliced from 10 exons. Gene Ontology annotation, cellular component: cytoplasm. Gene Ontology annotation, biological process: Ras protein signal transduction; protein ubiquitination. Gene Ontology annotation, molecular function: zinc ion binding; ubiquitin protein ligase activity. The record is from RefSeq and is a predicted model, not a curated record. Lineage: Eukaryota; Metazoa; Arthropoda; Insecta; Hemiptera; Aphididae. The coding region runs from base 325 to 2103 and encodes 592 amino acids.